Molecule: messenger RNA, 2150 nt
Organism: Falco peregrinus (peregrine falcon)
Lineage: Eukaryota; Metazoa; Chordata; Aves; Falconiformes; Falconidae
Gene: NMNAT3
Product: nicotinamide nucleotide adenylyltransferase 3
Exons: 4
Coding region: 1227-1904 (225 amino acids)
Biological process (GO): NAD+ biosynthetic process
Cellular component (GO): mitochondrion
Molecular function (GO): nicotinate-nucleotide adenylyltransferase activity; nicotinamide-nucleotide adenylyltransferase activity
Source: RefSeq, a predicted model, not a curated record
CAUGUUUGAGGAAAAUUUUUUGUUUCAUUAUUUUUUUAUUCUUAGUUUUCUAAACAUUUAUCCUAAGCAGUUCUUAGAGAAUAUAAAUUCAUAGCAAGAGGAAAUUUUUUGCUGUUUUUGAUAGGAUUGUUUUGAAAAGCAAUGCCACUUAAGAGCCUGGAGGAUUUUAUACAUACUUGGGACAAGCAAUAAUAAAUACUUCAUGAUGAAAACAAAUAGCAUUCCAAAGAAAUAGAAUUUGAAGUUAAUUCUGGACCAGGGAGGGUUUGAAACUACCUGUAAUAAUUUAUGGGACAGAGAAGAGAAUUGCGGUGGAAAUUUAAAAAAAAAACCAAGGUGGCAGAAUUUAAUUAUUUCCUGUUUGCAUGCCUGCCAGAGUUAAGAAGCAUAUUUGAAUAGGUGAACUUUUAAGUUACUGUAGAGGACAGAAGUUAUUUAGAGCCAGUAAUAAACUGUUCUAUAUUUUGAGUACUAAAGCUUGCAUUUUUAGAUGGAAAGCUCUCAUGUACAUCAUGUUUGCAUAGUGCUGGGUUACUCAGUUGUUGUGAGUCAUCUUGGUUAUUGUAUGUGAUUUUAGGUACCUUAAGUGUUAGCAACCUUGAUUUUUCUCUUCCAGUUGGUUUUAUUUCUGCUUUGGAACAAGCUGAUAUGGCCUCAGAAGCUCUUAUCGAUAUAAUCCAAUUUAUGUGGUUCUAGGCCAGACUCUAGACUGAAAUCUUUACAAAUCGCAAGAAUACGGCAGAGUUGCAGUCAUUCUUGGCUAGCGUGAUUUCAUACGAUUUUAAUUUUUACAUUUAAUGUUUUCAUUUAAAAUAUAAGGGAACAAUUUAUAUCUAGAAACUGAAAAGAAAGGAACUGAAAUUUGGAAAAUAAAAUUAUUGUGUGAGGACAAACCUUGUAAUAAGGGUAACAUUAAUGAGUUCAGACUGUAAUGUCUUUCCCUUUAAAUGAGAAUGUGUUAUAGCAUUGUAUUUUAUCAAAGUACCAGAAAAUAAUUGUAAGUCAAGUGAAAUUAUUUCCAAUUUCAGAUCAAGAGACGGGCUUAAUAAUAUACACAUAUUUGCAUGCUUCUGGAAAAUUUUAUCUUGGUCUGUUCAUCAUUUUGCUUAUAAUGAGGAUGUUUUAAAACAGAGGAUAGUUUGGACUGACCUUUCAACAGGAGACAGGCCUGUAAAUCUCGCUGAAUCUUAAUGCUAUUUUGAAGGUAUCAGGUGAUUGAAGGUAUUAUGUCUCCUGUUAAUGACAGCUACGGAAAGAAAGGCUUGGUUUCGGCAAGGCACCGGAUAGCAAUGGCUAAACUAGCACUGGAGACGUCUGAUUGGAUUCGAGUUGAUCCAUGGGAGAGUGAGCAGGAGACAUGGACAGAGACAGUAAAAGUAUUAAGGCACCAUUACAAUGAAUCACUCAGAUUGCUCCAGUCCAAGAAGGAAUUCAUGAAAAACAAACAGCCCAUAGAAAGAUCUACGGAGGAUUCCCUUUCUUACCAGCACUCAGGUCUACCAGAAUUAAAGCUACUCUGUGGGGCUGAUUUUCUACAGACAUUUAAGACCCCUAAUCUCUGGAAGGAAGAACACAUCAAAGAAAUUGUGGAAAAGUUUGGUUUAGUCUGUAUUAGCCGUGCUGGCUCUGAUCCUGCUCAGCAUAUUAAUGAAUCAGACCUUCUAACUAAAUUUCAGCACAAUAUCUUUCUGGUGAAAGAGUGGAUUCAGAAUGAAAUCAGCGCAACACAAAUACGCUAUGCCUUGUGCAGAGGGUUAAGUGUAAAAUAUCUUAUACCAGAUUCUGUUAUAUCCUACAUUGCACAGCAUAAUAUCUACACAGAAGAGAGUGAGCGGAAGAAUGAAGGUGACUUGCUUCAGCCUCUUAAGUUGUGUAACACAACAGUAAACCCACUAAAUGACUGAUGUCUGUAGUGUGUGAAGUGGACAGACCUGGCAUUUUUUCAUAUAAAGUUCUUUCAAAAUUUAUUUCUUGUUCAUGUACAUCAGUCCAAAAUUUCAUUAAUUCCUGUGGUGUUUUAACUUCAUGUUUUUGUAUUUGGAAAUUGGGAUGUUUAGCUGUGUAGCUUAAAAUAUAUAAAGAACAGCUUCCUUGUGAAAAUAAAAGAAAUAAGAUCUUAACAAUAAAUAUGACUCUCUGGUAACACUUAA